Molecule: messenger RNA, 3943 nt
Organism: Polyodon spathula (Mississippi paddlefish)
Lineage: Eukaryota; Metazoa; Chordata; Actinopteri; Acipenseriformes; Polyodontidae
Product: UDP-N-acetylglucosamine/UDP-glucose/GDP-mannose transporter-like
Exons: 13
Coding region: 64-1068 (334 amino acids)
Cellular component (GO): Golgi apparatus
Molecular function (GO): GDP-fucose transmembrane transporter activity; antiporter activity
Source: RefSeq, a predicted model, not a curated record
CAUGUGCGGGUUAAAGGAGAAGAUCACGCUAAACCUGUAGCAAACAGGGAUGAGGGCUCGGGGAUGGCAGAGCAAUCGUUAACUGUGCUUUUAAAGCUUGUGGCUGCUGUGUUUUAUGGGCUGAGCUCGUUCAUUAUCGUGGUGGUGAAUAAAAGCGUCCUGACUAACUACAGGUUCCCAUCCUCAAUAUGUGUGGGCCUGGGUCAGAUGGUGGCCACAGUGCUUGUGCUGUGGGUGGGAAAGGCUCUCGGGGUAAUCCACUUUCCAGAUUUUGAUACAAAUAUAGUUAGAAAGACUUUUCCUCUACCUCUUCUUUAUGUCGGGAACCAAAUCACAGGACUGUUUGGCACAAAAAGGCUGAACUUGCCCAUGUUCACAGUCCUAAGAAGAUUCUCCAUCCUUUUUACAAUGUUUGCUGAGGUCAUGUUAUUAAAAAAGACGUUCUCCCGCCCAGUCCAGCUGACAGUAUUUGCAAUGAUAUUUGGAGCAUUUGUAGCUGCCAGCACUGAUCUUGCCUUUGACCUCGAAGGGUAUGUGUUUAUCCUUCUGAAUGAUGUUCUGACAGCAGCAAAUGGAGCAUACGUGAAACAAAAACUAGACUCCAAGUUGGAAGAAUUCCCCAUGAGCAAUUUGCAGGAGCUGGGGAAGUAUGGGCUGCUGUAUUACAAUGCACUGUUUAUGAUUGUUCCAACACUGGUACUUGCUCAUUUAACUGGGGAUGUACAGAAGGCCGUGGAGUAUGACGGCUGGGCAGACGUGGUGUUUGUCUUCCAGUUUGUUCUGUCUUGCGUAAUGGGGUUUGUUCUUAUGUAUUCCACAUUCGUUUGUACACAGUACAAUUCAGCACUUACAACCACAAUAGCUGGCUGUAUAAAGAAUAUAUUAGUAACUUACAUUGGCAUGGUGUUUGGAGGGGACUACAUUUUCAGCUGGACUAACUUCAUUGGCUUAAAUAUCAGCAUUGCUGGCAGUCUGGUGUACUCUUACAUCACUUUUACAGAGGAGCAGUCAAGCAAAACAAGUGAAGGGACCAGCAAAGUGGAAAUCAAAGGGAAGAUAGCUGUAUGACAUUAAACCAGUUGACUGAGCUGUAACCAUGUGGAAACUAGCAACAAAUCCACACCUAUCAAGUGCUUGAGGAGUUUUAGUGAAGUGUUGCGGAAAUUGUGACUUGACUCCUCUCCAGGUAACGGAACACACACACACAUAUAUAUAAAUAAAAUUUAAUUGAGAUUUUUCAUGACUGGUAAAAGAUGCACAACGCCAAGAAUAGCAUGUAGUUGGAUGCAAAAAAAUAAAUAAAAAAUCGAACAUUAGUUUUAUGUUGACCAUUUCCCUUGAGUUUUAGUUUUAGAAAAACAGUGUUACAUAUAAAUGCACUUAUCUAAUUCAAUUUUCUAUAAUUGAUUGGCCUGGUCAAAAUGUUAACAUGGCUUUAACAUUUAAAAUUAAGUAUAAAUAACCUUCAAUAGGAGUUGAGAGUGCACAGUGUUACCUAGUGGAUGAAACCAUUAAUGCACUCCUAUAUAAAGAAUUCCUAUUUCUGAUCAGGUUUCAUUUUCUUCUUCUGCUUGGUCUGUCACUUUUUGAAGCUGAGAGGUGCAAAAACAAUGGUUAGAUUUUAAAAUUCGUGCAGAUUCUGUGUAUAUAUAUGUGUGUGUGUGUGUAAAUAAAUCCAUGUGCUGGAAUCGGAAUGCUGGCUAGUUACUCAAGUAGACUUUGUUUGUUUUGUAGUAAGUUGAAAGCAGUUCUGAACGAACUCUGCAGCAUUAAGCCCAACCAGAUGUACGACUUCAGACCCCCCUGGCCAUUCCUGUCCCAGUUUAAUGGGUGUAAUUUUAAACCAGGCUUAAAUCUUAAUGGGUUCAAUUUAUUUUGACGGUAUGCUCACCUUUUCCCAUAUCAUUGGUGAAGGAAGGUUUAGUGGAGCUGAGUGCUUGUCUGGCUAAUUCUAUCACAGGUUCAUCUUUCCUGGUCUGGUUCCAUUCUAAUUGUGUUUGGUGUAUAAGCUUUUUAUUCUUGUCACAUUGUGCAAUGAAACCUGACAAAUGCUGCCAUGUUUUUAAAUGGAUUGUCGGGUCACAUAUUUGAUCUCGGAGAUCAGAUAUGUAUAGAUACUGAAGUGCCUUCUUCAUGCAAACAAAUACAGUUUUUGUUUCUGUGUUAACAGCCCUUUCUUUUAAAGUUGCUUUAUAUUUAUACUUUUUUUAUUGACCUUUUUCUAUAGCCAUGUUGAUUUUGGGAAUGUGUUAGAGCUAGACUUUUUAAAGGAAUGAUGUGUUUGCGGUUUACAUAUGAAAUCAGCUAAAGCUGCCUGUCUACAAAUGAUUGUAGUUGUGCUAAUUUUUUUUAAAUGUAUUUGAACAUGUAAUGUAUUUCCUCUAUACAUCCCAGGUAUAAAACAGUGAGGUUACAGGACUAACAGCAGAAAGAUUGUAGUAGUAUAAUCCAUUUGUUGAAUCAAGAUCUCUCUCUUCUGCACAUCCUCAACAGUCCAUUAGCCCACUGAAUGUGUGGUUGUGUCUCUAUGGCUAAUGCACACGGCAUGUACCUUUUUUUUAACUUUAUUUUGAUUGGUAUUUUAAUUGUGAUUUGGGUGUUUCUGAAGUUCUGGAUAAAAUAUUAACUCUGUGUUUUUACACAAGGGCAGUUCCACAAAUUAGACAUCCUUUAGUCAAUUAAAUAAAUAAAUAAAUAAUCUGAAUACAUAUGGGUUGUAAUUUUUAAGGUAAUUCUCUAGUUUUUAGAGAUGUCAUUUAUGGAACGAGUCAAUGCUUUGACAAAUAUGAAACUGAGUGUAACCCUGUGACAAGUGGCAACAUACAAAUAUCAUUUUCCCUGAGUUACAAUAAAGGGAGAAUAUUGCUUCUGUUUUAUUGACAAGGGACUGAUAUAAGUACAUAUAGAAAAAAUGUGUACGUAAGUCCUCAAAACAUUUAGAUAUUUUUGACAACAUGGUACUUGAGCAUUUCUACUUCACAAGGUGGACACAUGAUUUCUAUCUGGUUUACAGUACUAAUUGGCUGACAUGUCAUGCCCAACAAGCCACUUCAUGAUUAAAUAAUGAUUCCACACGUCUUUAGUGUGUGAAAUUGUGGAUCUGCCCUCAAGUAGAAGGGAAUAUUAUCUGGGGAGGAAAGAAUGGUUUCUUGUUCAUACAUUUACAUUUUUAAAUGUUUAAUUUCAAACCUACUGUUUUUUAUACCAGAUUAUGCAUGUUGAGGGAUGUAUAGUCUUGAGGCACAAGUUUAAAAAAGUAACUUUGAAAUGGAAAAACGGUAGUAUUUUUAUACGUCACAUUAUGUAUGUAUGUACACAGUGAAGCUUUUCAUAUGCAGUUAAUGUAUUUAUUUUAACACUGUACAGUAAAGAUUCUGGGUAUUACAAAUAAAGCCUUGUCACAGUGCCAGAUAUUUUUGUACAUACUGUGUAAGAAAUAAACUGAAAAAUGCUAACAAUUUGAAAUGUUUUUUUGUUGGUAUCAAACAAAGCAUGGCUCUUCUGCAAUGAAUUGAGAAUAUUUGUGGAUUCAAUGUGUUGGAAGUUUUGGCAUUCUUUCUUUGUAGGCUGUAAUAGUUGUUUUUUAUUGUAUGUACUAGCAUUUAUAUAGUGCGGACUUCAGUUGUAGUCUGUGUCUUAUUUUAUAUAGAUUGCUGUGUAUAGGUUGGCAUUCGAUGAUUCUCUCGGCUCCAUUUAUACAGGUGUUGCAGAGAGAGAUAUUAUGAAAUUCACAUCUUGCUUCAUACUGAUAUACCAUUCCCCUCUUGGAUUUUAUUCAUAAAACCUCCCACUUCCACUCUGUUGUAACAUGCAAGGCAGCCAACACUGCCCAGUUAAAGUGCAUUUUAAUACCUUUUCUACUGCAAGUGGAAACAUAUAAUCUCAACAAGGGCAUACACUAAUGUGAAAUAUGCAUCAUUAAAAAUGAAAUGUAAAAUGUGAA